Molecule: messenger RNA, 1044 nt
Organism: Fusarium coffeatum
Lineage: Eukaryota; Fungi; Ascomycota; Sordariomycetes; Hypocreales; Nectriaceae
Exons: 1
Coding region: 1-1044 (347 amino acids)
Molecular function (GO): oxidoreductase activity, acting on NAD(P)H
Source: RefSeq, a predicted model, not a curated record
AUGGGAAAUAUCUCUGAACCAAAUACUGCUUCAUUGCUCCCAAACAAGCAAGGCACUCUCACUCUUGAUGAACGCCCCAUCCCCUCACCUGGCCGUGGCGAACUCCUCGUCCGCAAUGAAUUUGUUGCUGCCAACCCCUCAGACUGGAAAGUCCAAUCAUUUGGAGUUUUAAUCGAAGAAUUCCCAGGUGUACUUGGCAGCGAACUCGCUGGCACAGUCAUCUCAGUCGGACCUGGGGUCACACGCUUCAAGCCAGGCGAUCGCGUGACGGGCUUUGCCACUGGAGUAAUCUACCCUAAUAGCGACAAGGCAGCGUUCCAGAAGUAUACUAUCAUGGAUGAGGUCGCGACUUCUCACCUGCCUGAUAGUAUUUCAUUUGAGGAAGGUGUUGUGUUUCCCGUUGGUAUGAUCACUUCAUCUAUUGCGCUUUUUGAUAGUAUGGGGCUGCUGAGGAGGAAGAUACGCCAUGAGGAACGUGGUGCUAUCUUCAUAUGGAGCGGUGCUUCAUCAACUGCGAUUUCGGCACUUCAAAUUGCCCGAUCAAUGGGAUGGUCUGUAUAUGUGGCUGCGAGCCCAAAGCAUCACGAAUGGUUGAAGAGCUUGGGUGCGGCAGAGGCUUGGGACUAUCGCGACCCGGAUGUUGCGAGGAAACUGAACCAAGCUGUUGAAGCGGCAGGACUAAAGAUUCGAGGCGUUCUCGAUGCCCGAUCUGAUGAGUCUUCGUUCAAUUCCAUCGCGGACAUACUCAACACAGUCGACUCUUCACAGGGAAUCAAGCUCAGCACGCUAUUCCCAUUUCAAAGCGACAAGGCCUUGCCCAGUGGAGUUGAAGUUAUUCACACGGACUGCUCGCGAUUCACUGAACAAUAUCCCGACAUUACGAAGUGGCUCUUCGAAGGAUGGCUUUACGAGAAUCUCCAAGAUGGGGCUCUCAAAAUCGCCCCAAGACCUCACGUCAUUGAAGGUGGCUUGGGAGCAGCGCAGAAGAUGCUUGACAUCCUCAAAGCUGGUGCAAGUGGCGAAAAGUUCAUACUCAAAGUGUAA